Molecule: messenger RNA, 1450 nt
Organism: Nasonia vitripennis (jewel wasp)
Lineage: Eukaryota; Metazoa; Arthropoda; Insecta; Hymenoptera; Pteromalidae
Product: venom metalloproteinase 3-like
Exons: 12
Coding region: 52-1338 (428 amino acids)
Biological process (GO): proteolysis
Molecular function (GO): metalloendopeptidase activity
Source: RefSeq, a predicted model, not a curated record
UUAAACUUGUACGGAUACUGAUACCGCAGCCAGUCUGAAUUGCUCUUCAAGAUGGCAAGUAAAUUCUUGGUUUUGGCACUUUGCCUUAAUAGUGCACUGAUCUUUGUGGCACAAGGUGGCAAGAUCGACGACAGACUAAGCGAUGCUGAAUUUCGUAGAAUAUUCCAUCGUAGGCGCGCUGAAGUUCCUGACUACAAGACUGUCAUGCUGGAGACUUCCAACGGUCAUAGAUCAAGAAGAGAGUUGCGACCUGUAGAGUUCGAUAUCGACGGAACUAAAGUUCAAUUGCAUCUCAAUCCUAUCAAAGAGAAUGUAAUGAAUUACGUUCCUGUAUGGACCGUAGAGACUGACAGACAAAGCUCUACAGGUCAUCGCUAUCAAAAGCUCAGUGAAGAACAAACUAAAAUCGAUGGAACCUUUUACGAAGAUCCUGAGAAGGCGGCUAUGCUUUUAGCUUACUAUAAAGAUCAAUACAUUUACUAUGACGGUAUAUUCGGAGAAAGUAAAAUGACCAAGAUAGUUCGAUCUGUUCCGGAAAAGUGGUGGAUGACGCCAGGAAAAGAGGCAGGCAACGAUCACGUUGUAUUCAAUGUCAAUGAAAAUAAGGGUACCACUAAACCAGUUGGAGAUAGUUCGGAUGCAGAAAAGCUUGACGAGCCCUUGGAUGUCUUGUAUCCUAAACUUCUUAUUGUAGUGGCCAGUGACUACUUCAAGAAAUUCGGAGAAGAUGUAUCUGAAACUAUAAAAUACGUAUCCACGUUCUGGAAUGCAGUAAAUUUACAAUAUGCCAAGCUGGCGGCUCCCAAAGUAAAAAUUGUAAUUACUGGAAUCAUCAUAGCUAAGGAUGAUACCGCUCUGACAUUCAUUUAUAAUUCUCGUUUACCGGAAGAUAUGAACUCCCUAAAUACUUAUAAACUACUGAUCAAUCAAGGCCAAUAUUUUGAAAAGGGAUUCAAUAAGUCUCUUGAUUUCAAAAAUUACGACUCUACUAUUACACUGACAAACUUGAACACUGGGCCGAUUGCUGGUUCCGCGUACAUAGGGAAAAUUUGCGAUGACGGCUACAACGUUGGUUUUAUCAACGACGAUGCCAGCUACGGUGGAAUUCAAGCUGCUACGCAUGAACUUGGACACUUACUUAAUUUGCCUCAUGACGGAGCUCGUGCAGCAAAAUCUUGCGAAGCUUAUCCUGAUCCAAACGUUAGUACAAUCAUGGCUGCAUUCGUGGCAUCUGUAGAGAAAUUCAUUUGGUCUGACUGUAGCAAGAGGAUUCUUCGAGAAUUUGCAUCGACUAAGGCAGCCGAAUGCAUGAAGUACUCUUACGUUCCCGAUAAUUGAAUCUCUUCUAAGCAGUUUAAUCGAUGUAUGAAAAAUGUAUAAAACAUGACGUUACAUAAAUUAGACUUUUUAUACAUAUUAUAUUAUUAAUAAAGAUAAUUUUUCAAUAAUA